AUGGCCGACGCAGACGAGGGCUUCGGCCUGGCCCACACACCCCUGGAACCUGACUCAAAGGAUUUACCCUGCGACUCAAAAGCCGAGAGCGCCCUAGGAGCCCCCAGCAAGUCCCCCUCAUCCCCGCAGGCCGCAUUCACCCAGCAGGGCAUGGAAGGGAUCAAGGUGUUUCUCCAUGAAAGAGAACUGUGGCUGAAAUUCCACGAAGUGGGCACAGAAAUGAUCAUAACCAAAGCUGGAAGGCGGAUGUUUCCCAGUUACAAAGUAAAGGUGACAGGCCUUAAUCCCAAAACGAAGUACAUCCUCCUGAUGGACAUCGUUCCUGCUGAUGACCACAGAUACAAGUUUGCAGAUAAUAAAUGGUCUGUGACGGGCAAAGCAGAGCCCGCCAUGCCGGGCCGCCUCUACGUGCACCCGGACUCACCGGCCACAGGGGCGCAUUGGAUGCGGCAGCUCGUCUCCUUCCAGAAACUCAAGCUCACCAACAACCACCUGGACCCGUUUGGGCAUAUUAUUCUAAAUUCCAUGCACAAAUACCAGCCCAGAUUACACAUCGUGAAAGCAGACGAAAAUAAUGGAUUUGGCUCAAAAAAUACUGCGUUCUGUACCCACGUCUUUCCUGAGACAGCGUUUAUCGCGGUGACUUCCUACCAGAACCACAAGAUCACCCAAUUAAAGAUUGAGAAUAAUCCCUUUGCCAAAGGAUUCCGGGGCAGCGAUGACAUGGAGCUGCACAGGAUGUCAAGAAUGCAAAGUAAAGAAUAUCCUGUGGUUCCCAGGAGCACAGUGAGACAAAAAGUGGCCUCCAACCACAGUCCUUUCGGCAGUGAGCCUCGAGCUCUCUCCACCUCAUCCAACUUGGGGUCCCAGUACCAGUGUGAGAAUGGCGUGUCCGGCUCCUCCCAGGACCUUCUGCCCCCGCCCAACCCAUACCCACUGCCCCAGGAGCACGGCCAAAUUUACCAUUGCACCAAGAGGAAAGAUGAAGAAUGUUCCACCACAGACCAUCCCUAUAAGAAGCCCUACAUGGAGACGUCACCCAGUGAAGAGGACCCCUUCUACCGCUCCAGCUACCCCCAGCAGCAGGGCCUGAGUGCCUCCUACAGGACAGAGUCAGCCCAGCGGCAGGCCUGCAUGUACGCCAGCUCCGCGCCGCCCAGCGAGCCAGUACCCAGCCUGGAAGACAUCAGCUGCAACACGUGGCCCAGCAUGCCCUCCUACAGCAGCUGCACGGUCACCACUGUGCAGCCCAUGGACAGGCUACCCUACCAGCACUUCUCUGCUCACUUCACCUCGGGGCCCCUGGUCCCCCGGCUGGCCGGCAUGGCCAACCACGGCUCCCCGCAGCUCGGAGAGGGAAUGUUCCAGCACCAGACCUCUGUGGCCCACCAGCCUGUGGUCAGGCAGUGCGGACCUCAGACUGGCCUCCAGUCCCCUGGUGGCCUCCAACCCUCUGAGUUCCUUUACUCUCAUGGUGUGCCAAGGACUCUGUCUCCCCAUCAGUACCACUCUGUGCACGGAGUUGGCAUGGUGCCAGAGUGGAGUGACAGUAGCUAA
Molecule: messenger RNA, 1557 nt
Organism: Diceros bicornis minor
Lineage: Eukaryota; Metazoa; Chordata; Mammalia; Perissodactyla; Rhinocerotidae
Gene: TBX5
Product: T-box transcription factor 5
Exons: 8
Coding region: 1-1557 (518 amino acids)
Biological process (GO): pattern specification process; regulation of transcription by RNA polymerase II; cardiac left ventricle formation
Cellular component (GO): nucleus
Molecular function (GO): RNA polymerase II cis-regulatory region sequence-specific DNA binding; DNA-binding transcription factor activity, RNA polymerase II-specific
Source: RefSeq, a predicted model, not a curated record